Bombina bombina (fire-bellied toad) is the source of this 3113-nucleotide messenger RNA. It is a transcript of the gene NR2F1, whose product is annotated as nuclear receptor subfamily 2 group F member 1. The coding region runs from base 1248 to 2486 and encodes 412 amino acids. Gene Ontology annotation, molecular function: zinc ion binding; nuclear receptor activity; RNA polymerase II cis-regulatory region sequence-specific DNA binding. Gene Ontology annotation, biological process: anatomical structure development; positive regulation of transcription by RNA polymerase II; negative regulation of transcription by RNA polymerase II. The record is from RefSeq and is a predicted model, not a curated record. NCBI's taxonomy places the organism in Eukaryota, Metazoa, Chordata, Amphibia, Anura, Bombinatoridae. The transcript is spliced from 3 exons.
UGGCUCCUUGACACGAGCUCCAUAUAAGGCAGCGAUCUCCAUAGAAACGUGUCAGUUUCAAUAGUAGUGUCAAAGUUCACUAUAUACAGACAUUCGCGCAGAUCCCCCUUUCGGAAACAUUGCUCUGCUAGUCUUCCCGUUUAAACGCAUUCAUUUGUGUGUGUGUCUCUUUCUCACUCCCAUCCUCUCUUUCACUCUCUCUUUAUUGCAUAUUCUAUUAGCUGCUGCUGCUUUUUUUUUUUUUUUUACCCCUUGUCUCUUUCACUUCAUUCCUGCUGGAGAGGUUCAAACUACCAGUGACUCCUCAUCAGAUUGUUAUUUUUUUAUUAUUUUUAUCUUCCACUUUACAUCAUUUUUUUUGCUUCUUCAAGAGGAUAAGAGGUCUCUUCUUCCCUUGACUUUUUUUUUUAUAAACGAGUUGAAUUUUACAGACUUCCAAGACACAAAAACAAAAAAGCUCCAAUUGUUCGACCAUCAGAUUUCUUAUGUCUCAUUGCAAUGAUUAUUGUCAUUUUCAUCACAAGGAAUUAAAGAACAACAGAGAAAGAAGAAGAUUUGUUUCUUGUAUGUACUUUGGAUCCAUCCAAUAUAUUUAUUUUAAUUUAUUAGAGUUUUCAGCAAUGAGAAAUCGACGUCUUUGAUUUAUUUUAUUUUAGAUUUUCUCUCACAAAAAAAAUAAUAAUAAAAGAAAAGCAGAACUGUCUGAUCUCCAAGCAGCUCUGGAUCAGGUCUCACAAGGCUGCUCAUGUGAAUGGCUGGCUGCAUUUUGCCCUGGAUUUGGCCUCCGGACACUUCUAAGCCCUGAUCAUUUUUUUAUAAAGAUUUAUUCUUUUCCCUCCCACAGAGCCUCGGUCACUGUGAGCAGCACAAGCAGCAGCAGCAGCUCUGCCCCUGGCCGCUCUGUGUGCACUGGGGAGAUCGGGGGUUGCUCGUCCUGCCGCCUCCCUGACGCUGAACCCUCCUACAGCUGAGCCCCAGCCGCCUGCAACAACCAGGGAAGCAGCAAAUAUAAAGAGACAGGGGGACUGCAGGGAGGGGGCACUUAUUCCUCACAGCAGCAGCCACGGUACCAGACACUCUCACCUUUUAUUCCUGCUCGCUGCAAAAAGGGGGAAAUCCCUUGAAAGAAACAGCAAAGGAAACGGCUCCCAUCAGCGGCAACCACGGCAGAGACCGCCAGCUUUUUCUUUUCCUCCAAAAUAAAAUCCCCCCAGACCUCGCUCUCCAGCACUUUUUGGGCCCGAGAUAUGGCAAUGGUAGUUAGCAGCUGGAGAGAUCCGCAGGAAGACGUGGCCGGGGGGAAUCCAGGAGGCCCUAACCCGGGGGCAGCGCAGCCUGCAAGGGAUCAAGCACAAGCCCCCUCCGCAGCCCCCCACACGCCGCAGACCCCCAGCCAGCCGGGGCCACCGUCUACCCCAGGCGCGGCAGGGGACAAGGGACAGCAGGGCUCGGGCCAGCAGCACAUAGAGUGCGUGGUGUGCGGGGACAAGUCCAGCGGGAAGCACUAUGGCCAAUUCACCUGCGAGGGCUGCAAAAGUUUCUUCAAGAGGAGCGUCCGGAGGAACUUAACCUACACUUGCCGUGCCAAUAGGAACUGUCCUAUAGACCAGCACCACCGGAACCAGUGCCAGUACUGCCGCCUGAAGAAGUGUCUGAAAGUGGGCAUGAGGAGGGAAGCGGUUCAGCGAGGUCGAAUGCCUCCAACCCAGCCGAACCCAGGCCAGUACGCAUUGACGAAUGGAGACCCCCUGAAUGGCCACUGCUAUCUGUCUGGAUACAUCUCUCUGCUGCUGCGGGCUGAGCCCUACCCCACGUCCCGCUAUGGCAGCCAGUGCAUGCAGCCAAACAACAUCAUGGGCAUCGAGAACAUCUGCGAGCUGGCGGCCAGGCUGCUAUUCAGUGCAGUGGAGUGGGCCAGGAACAUCCCCUUCUUCCCAGACCUUCAGAUCACAGACCAGGUGGCUCUGCUCAGGCUGACUUGGAGCGAGUUGUUUGUGCUGAAUGCAGCCCAGUGCUCAAUGCCCCUCCAUGUGGCCCCUCUCCUGGCCGCCGCUGGCCUACACGCUUCACCCAUGUCCGCAGACCGGGUGGUGGCAUUUAUGGACCACAUCAGAAUCUUCCAGGAGCAAGUGGAGAAGCUCAAGGCCUUGCAUGUAGACUCUGCAGAAUACAGCUGUCUCAAAGCCAUCGUCUUGUUUACAUCAGAUGCAUGUGGCCUGUCAGAUGCUGCCCAUAUCGAGAGCCUACAGGAGAAAUCUCAAUGCGCCUUGGAGGAAUAUGUCAGAAGUCAGUACCCAAACCAACCAAGCCGGUUCGGCAAACUACUACUAAGGCUACCCUCCCUGCGUACAGUGUCCUCCUCUGUCAUCGAACAGCUAUUCUUCGUCCGCUUGGUAGGUAAAACCCCCAUAGAAACCCUCAUCAGAGAUAUGUUACUAUCUGGAAGUAGCUUCAAUUGGCCUUAUAUGUCAAUUCAAUGUUCCUAGAGAACAAUAAAAGAGACAAAGAGGACCACAUUCAUGGCAACACACAAAUCAAACCAAGCAAAUAUGGUGAGAUGUAGACAUAAUUAAUAAAGACUUCUUAGGAUAUCACUAAAAAGGACCUCGUGUAUGGAACAGUGUGCAAAAAAACAAAAACCAAGGGGAAUCUUCACAUUAAACAAUGAGUGAAUGGCUCCUCGUGGAUAUACUGUGGACUGGAAUGGAUUUAUUCUGUACUGAAAUAAAAAAGGAACUGACAAGAAAUCCUGUGUAGAAAACACGUGCACAUAUGUACCAUGAACAUUUGUUGUUGAUUUUGUAAUAUAUUAGUCUUUAUUUUCAUUUUUUUGUAAAAUUGAAAGCAUUGUAUGCGCAUAAAGAAACCAAGAAAUAUGAACUAGGGGAAAUAACAUUUUCCAAAUAAUUAUAAAAAAAACUGUCCUGUGUCUAAGUAUCUAUAUCUGUUUUGUAUUUUUUCUGGUUCCAAACCAGAUUUCUUGUAAUUACCUACUAAUAAUUUUGAUAUAACCCUAUGCUUCUUAUAAUGAGUGCGAUAUAUGUUGUCGAAGCUAUGUUCUUCAAGAAUUAAAAUUGAAGUGAUUUAAACAAAAUAAAAAGACUUUAGCAAAA